GUCUGCGCAUCACACACCACCGCCACAUCACUCUACUCCACCUACCUUUCUCGCGCUCCUUGUUCACAUCAUCUCCCUUGCCUUGGCUUUCCCUUCGACGCUUCGAGAGAGAGAGAGAGAGAAGGAAGGAAGAAGAUGGCGGACGAGGGGACCGCCAACUGCAUCGACAUCAUCCUCGCCAUCAUCCUGCCGCCGCUCGGCGUCUUCUUCAAGUUCGCCUGCGGGAUCGAGUUCUGGAUCUGCUUGCUGCUCACCUUCUUCGGCUACCUCCCCGGCAUCAUCUACGCCGUCUGGGUCAUCACCAAGUAGGACUGCAUGCAGGAGGGGCUCCUCUGCCUCUGCCGCUAGGUGAUCCAUGGCGAACUUGUUCUGUGUCUGGUACAAGCCGUUUGUCUGAGAUGCGAGUCGCGGUUCAUGGUGCUGCGGUGCUGCCUACGUGUGUGUUGAUGCUGUUGUACAUCUGUUUCUUGUUCGUGCUUGAUGAUUAGCCUCCUCUCUCGUCAGUUGUCACCUUCCCUUCUCCAGUGUAUCCAUCCAGUUGUGUUGUUCGUCCGGGCAUUUUCGUCGUCCAUGUACUUUGAACUUUGAUUAAUUAAUUAAUCAAUCAAUUGAUUGGUGGAGAAAUUUCCCGUU
Triticum dicoccoides is the source of this 633-nucleotide messenger RNA. RefSeq names its product hydrophobic protein LTI6A. The coding region runs from base 136 to 309 and encodes 57 amino acids. Gene Ontology annotation, biological process: response to salt stress; response to abscisic acid; response to cold. The transcript is spliced from 3 exons. The record is from RefSeq and is a predicted model, not a curated record. Gene Ontology annotation, cellular component: membrane. NCBI's taxonomy places the organism in Eukaryota, Viridiplantae, Streptophyta, Magnoliopsida, Poales, Poaceae.